CUGACAGUGAUUUGUGCGGUGGCCAGAGGCCAGCCCUGCCCCGAAACGCGAGCCCCGAAUGAAUAAAUCAUGGCCCUCUCUUGGCAACUCUGCAGCUCGGUCCGUCCCUGCCGGGGCCGGGACCUGCCCGGGGCUGCCCGUGGGGAGGGACUGCCCUGUCCAGGGCUUUAAGGGCAGGGUGCGCCCGCGGCGGGCACAGCGGGGCCAUGGAGGGGAACACGCACCUCCUGCAGCUCAUCCGCAAGAUGCGCUCCCAAAUCCACAGGCUGGAGAGGGAAAACAGGGCCCUGAGGGGAGAGCUGCAGGGCUGCGGGCAGGGAGCUGUGCCGGCGCCGGGAGAUGCGGACGGCGCUGCCUUCGACGGGGAGGGACCGGCCGCGACCCCGGCAUCCCCAGCGCCCAGGGAGCAGACAGAUCCUGCCAUGACCGUGAGGCGCUACCCCGCCGUCCCCGCAGCUCCUGCCCGUUCCAGCCCAAGGCCCGGCUGGGCUGGCAGGGAUCCUGGCAGGGAUCCUGGCAGGGAUCCUGGCAGGGAUCCUGGCAGGGAUCCUGGCAGGGAUCCUGGCAGCAGUGGGCUCCCAGCGGUGCCAGGCAGUGCCCAGCCAGCCGCCCCUGCUGCUGCAGCACAGCUCAGCAGGGAAGGGGAGAGAGGGCCCGAGAAAGCAGCAGCCAGUUGUGUCUCCUACAGCCGCUCCUGCGACAUGAAGCUGUUCCAGGAGCAUGUCUACAAGUGCCGGGGUAAAGUGAAGGCUGUGAGUUUCCUCUUACCAGUGGAUAUAUCACCAUUUGCUGAAAAGCAAGGUUCUCUCAAAAGCCCACAAAAUCAGAGCACAAAACAUCUAAUGACCAUCACUGAAAAGGAUAUGUGAGCUGGUGAAUUUUUAAAGGCCCAUUGAUUCCCGAGAUAAAUUGGCCUCAAAUGAUAGCCGUGUGUCAGGUUCCUCUCCUGCAAAACGUUUUGGCAGGAUGCCCACAGAGCAUCACCCAGCCGUGUUUCGGGUCACUGGCCUGGUGUUCAGCAUGGAAAUGGAAGCCACAACAAAGCCCAGACACUGUGAUGAAACCACACAAAGCAAAGGUGCCUCCACAAAGUGCUUCUGUGCAAGGUGUCUCCAGGACCCCUCACCUCGGGACUGAGGGGAACGGGGUGUUGAAGCUGGGUUUGGUGUGUUUGUCACAAAAAGCUGAAACCAUGAUUCCUUUGACAGAAAUGUGUCUGAUGCAUAGGACAAAAUAAGAACAGUCAAAGAGCCUGUGAGCUUUUCUCUGUAGGUAAAACUUUCAAGCUUCACUGAUACAGCAAAGUUAAGGAGAUGUUACAGAGUCAGUUAAGGUUGCCCUGCAUUUCUGCAAAACUUGGCAAUGAGUUUAUGUCCAUUUGAGGUUCACUUCUAACAGAGCACAGGGCAGAGUAAGUACUUAUGGGUAUGAAAAUGUGACUGCAGAUCUGCCUCUCACUUGGUGUGCUCAUCCAGCUGGAGACUAAAGGCUGGACACCAAGUCAAAAUAGGAACAAUUGUGAAUAUCAGAAGUUUUUAGGAAUGGCUUCUCAGCACAGCUUGGAGCAAAAAUCAUUAGCAGAAAUUCAGCAAGCAACUGCAACAUAAUUGUGAGCUAGAACUACAGCUUGUGAAAAAUGAACAGUGCUUGUUAGUCUAAUCAUAUAAGUGAAGAUAACAUUCCAUGUGUUUAUUUUGAUUACAGCUAUUUAUGGAAUCAAAAUACUGCACACUAUUUCUUUCUGUACAGGAAGCACUGAUGAUUGAAUGUUGUAUAGAGAAUACAUGAAUAGUAGAUGUUUGUACAGAUAAAUUUAAGGAAGAUUUUCACCUCAUUGUCUACUCUUAAAGUCUUGAGUUUUCUAAGGUGGAAGCAGAGACUUAGUAGAAAAAAAUUCUCUGUAUCUUCCAUGAAGUUAUAUACUUCUAUAAAAUUGUGUGUUCCUUUUUUCAUUUUAAAUUUCACCAGUUUUCUAUAUUCAAGUAUAGUUU
Prinia subflava (tawny-flanked prinia) is the source of this 1991-nucleotide messenger RNA. It is a transcript of the gene CCDC195, whose product is annotated as coiled-coil domain containing 195. The coding region runs from base 207 to 869 and encodes 220 amino acids. The transcript is spliced from 3 exons. NCBI's taxonomy places the organism in Eukaryota, Metazoa, Chordata, Aves, Passeriformes, Cisticolidae. The record is from RefSeq and is a predicted model, not a curated record.